AUGGCCGCGAACCUGGAGGACGUGCCGUCGGUGGAGCUCAUCACCGAGGUGCUCCGCCGCGCCAAGUGCAGUUCCAAGCCCGACAAGCGCAUCAUCCUCGUCGGGGAGCUUGUUUCCGAUGACUUGGUUGUUGGGAUCAUUGAUGAAGCCAUGAAAAGGCCUUCAUGCCGUAAGGGUUUUAUCCUUGAUGGCUUCCCUAGAACUGUUGUUCAAGCACAAAAGCUCGAUGAAAUGUUGGCAAGGCAAGGUGCUAAGGUUGACAAGGUUCUGAACUUUGCAAUUGAUGAUGCAAUUUUGGAAGAACGAAUUACUGGUCGUUGGAUUCACCCAUCGAGUGGUAGAUCUUACCAUACAAAGUUUGCUCCUCCUAAGACUACCGGAGUUGAUGAUGUUUCCGGAGAGGCCUUAAUUCAAAGGAAAGAUGACACAGCUGAGGUCUUGAAGUCGAGGCUUGAAGCCUUCCACAUUCAGACUGAGCCGGUGAUUGAAUACUACUCCAAGAAUGGCUUAGUCGCAAAUCUUCAUGCAGAGAAACCACCGAAGGAAGUUACUGUUGAGGUGCAGAAAGCCCUUUCGUGAAGUCAUGUUACUCACCUUAAAAAUGACAUGUACCAAAACCCCUAUUCCCCUCGAAGUUUAAACUGAUACCAACUUCUUACGGUCCUAGUUUUCUAUCUGAGAUGUGCGCGAUUGCACCAUUUUUUUACA
Messenger RNA from Lolium rigidum, 708 nucleotides. Its product is annotated as adenylate kinase 3-like. Gene Ontology annotation, biological process: nucleobase-containing compound metabolic process. Gene Ontology annotation, cellular component: cytoplasm; mitochondrion. The coding region runs from base 1 to 579 and encodes 192 amino acids. The transcript has 5 exons. NCBI's taxonomy places the organism in Eukaryota, Viridiplantae, Streptophyta, Magnoliopsida, Poales, Poaceae. The record is from RefSeq and is a predicted model, not a curated record. Gene Ontology annotation, molecular function: ATP binding; AMP kinase activity.